Molecule: messenger RNA, 1843 nt
Organism: Alligator sinensis (Chinese alligator)
Lineage: Eukaryota; Metazoa; Chordata; Crocodylia; Alligatoridae
Product: protein shisa-8
Exons: 4
Coding region: 1-1227 (408 amino acids)
Biological process (GO): regulation of AMPA receptor activity; regulation of short-term neuronal synaptic plasticity
Cellular component (GO): postsynaptic density; postsynaptic membrane; AMPA glutamate receptor complex
Source: RefSeq, a predicted model, not a curated record
AUGGCGAGCGGGAGCGCUGCACGGAUGGAGCGUGGGUACAUCUUUGGAUUCUGUUGUCUGGUUCUCUUGGACCCCGGGCGAGUUUGGACCAGGGCUCCUAACACCAAGGAUCCUGAGUUGGAAGGACAAAAGGGAGGCAAAGCCAACACCAGCUUGGGUCCUACCAUGGAAGACACCGCUGUGGCCCCAACCGAGGUCAUGCCAGGAGGUGACCGAUGCCUUGGUUACUAUGAUGUCAUGGGGCAGUGGGACCCUCCAUUUAAUUGCAAUUCAGGGAUCUAUCGGUUUUGCUGUGGGACCUGUGGGUACCGCUUCUGCUGCCAGUUCAAGCAUGGACGGCUGGACCAGAGCGGAUGCUCCAAUUACGACACGCCCGACUGGGUCAAUACAGGCCAGCCGCCAUCCCAGGUGGAUGAGACCCAUGAGGACCCCACUCGGGACAAGACCAACAUGAUUGUGUAUAUCAUCUGUGGUGUCGUGGCCAUCAUGGUGCUGAUAGGCAUCUUCACCAAGCUGGGCCUGGAGAAAUCGCAGAGCCCUCAGACGGAGAUGACUAUGUCCAGGACUCUCACAGACUUGCUGAAGCAGCCAGGCCACAGCCCCUCCGACCACAUGGCAGACGGCCACGUAGGCAGUGUCCAGCUCCAGCUUGGUGAGGGCCUCACGCGGGGAUCCCCCAGGAAUGGCACAGAUAAGAUGCACUUGAAUAAUGCUGUGGUCAGCACCCCUAUAGUCCCCCAGAUUGGCCUGCCACACUCCCACAGCAACCGCCUGCCGAUGACAAGCACCAUGCCCCUCCAGGCUCCAGACUACACCAAGUAUGCCACGCUCAAGGCUGUAGAAAGCGCACCAGAGGAAUUCUACAAGCGGUUUCCUGCCGUAGACAUGCCACCACCAGGCACGCUGUCCUUCCCACCCAUGGGGCUGCAUCAGAAAGACACAACUACCCUGCAGGAUGGCUACCCCCUGGUCGGCUUGGCCACACCUGGGCAGAAGGCAAAAGUGGUGAAAACCAACGCGCACACCCUGGCAGCCAGCCCUGGCUUCAAGGGAGGCUGGGACCCUAGCCACCACCAUCACCACCCUGACAUCCGCCGACAGGUCUAUGCCACCAAGCGCCAGUUCAGUAUUGAGAAGCUGCCUGAGGUCUUCAGCCAGACGCCGUCCCACUAUGUCCCUCCCCAGCGGCACUUCUCCACCAAUAGCAAGACUGAGGUCACCGUCUAAAAAGGACCUUCAUCUUCUCUUUUUUUUUUUUAAUAUCCCUGCAGCCUCUGGGGCUGGCAGUUAGCCAGUCGAGAACACCUGAUUGCAAGGUACCAGAGCUGCUUGCCUAUCACAGCUGGCAUUGCUAGGUUGUGUGGCAGGAGACAAGAGAAGGGUUGUGGGAGGACCCACCAGAACCGACACACCACGCACUCCCCCUCCCCCCCAGAGUACUUGGUUAACGUGCAUGGUGAACCAGGCAUGCAUGCUGUCCUGUGAUUGAUGCACGGCUUUUUUCCAGUUCACCUGUCCAUCAUCUCACUUCUGUAGCAGACUGGUCAGUGUUGAGGGAAGCCAAGGAGACUCCAGUGCGGUUCUCCGUGGAAUCACAUUGUACCAUUGCUAGAGGGAGGCACAGACCUCUUAGGGGAACGACAACUCUUAGAAGAUGGGAGCGAACAACAACCAGUAAGUCCCUUGGUGUUUGCCUACUUACCCUGUUCCCUCCCUCUUCCUCUUGAUGUCAUUUUUAAACCAGGCGACAGAAUCACAAGUACCGAAAGUAUAAAUAACUGUACAAACAAGCAGCUGUCAAGGGCUUGAGAUGAAUUUUAGACGUCUCCCUUUACCUCCUGCU